GGGACUCCUGGGGCCGUGGGAGCCUCAUGGGUCUUACCCCUGGACUCCCAGACUGCCAGGGUCCCUUCCUCCAGAGCCCGGUCACCUAAGGCCUGAGCCCCCGGAAAGAGGGAGGAGGGUCGAUUUCAAAUACCCCCAGCCCCGCCUCUUCCCCCUGCCCACUCAGCUUCCUCUCUCUGCGAGGAACACUUUCACUUCCUGCUACUCCAGGCCUCCCCUCGGAGAACAGGUAGGGGUCCCCAGGGACUGAGCAGCUGGCAUCAUCACCCCCCCACUGACCCACUGCCUCCCUGAGGUAUCAGGCAGCUGCCGCCAUCCCAUCCUGCCCAGCACCACCCAUCUCCUUCUCCCCUUCUCAUGGGACCCAGGCAAGCAUCUGUCUCCCUCCCCCCACCCCUCCUGACUGCUCUCCCCUGGCCAGGGCACCUGCUCUCUGUCCCCCACUUCCUAAUACCCUGGGCUUCUGGUCAGUGGGCUGAUUGAUUUGUUUAGCUGUUUAUUUUCCAUCCCCUGUACCCACCCCAAGAAGAAUGGAAGCCCCUGGGAGCAGGGGCCUAUUCUGCCCAUCACCCUCUUCCUCAGGCACCCUUUUCCCCUACUCUGGGCCUGUACUCAAUAAAUAUUUGUUGGAUGUAUGGGUGCACGGAUGGAUGGAUGGAUGCAUGGAUGGACCUAGGACUCCUACUCCUGGGACUGCUGCAGGGAAAAUAUUUUAGAAUGCCCACCUUAACUGAUAACCCACUGUAGGACUCUCUACCUGGUUAGAAGGGUUGGGGUCCGAUGGAUAGAGGGACAGAUGUGUGAUAAAGCAAAAAGAAUAAUAGUAAAAUCUAGGUAGCGGGUAUGUGGAUGUUCCCUGUAAAAUGAUUGCAGCUUUUCUGAAUGUUUUAAAUCUCUCAUAACAAAACGUUGGGAGAAAAUAUCUGAGGGCUCCCCUGUGGUCUGGGAAGGGAGGGAGAGGAAAUGUGGUAUAACAUUUGUCACCGUUACAGAGUGCCUGCUGUGCGCAGAGCCCCUUUCCGGGCACUGUAUUUUGACAAGGUUGUUAGUUGGCUGGUCCACAUUCAUAAGGCUGCACCGGAUGUUAUAAUCUGAAAUAUUACCCUACCGCUUGGUAAAUAGCUAUCAGUUUGAGUCAUCUUCCUCCCCCACGACGUCAAGACUCAAGACUCCUGGGAUCCCCAGAUCGCCCCACCAUCCAGCAAAUAAAGAAUUAAUACCUGGCACAGCAACGGGUCUCAAGUCCAUUCUGAUUGGUCAAGGUCUCUGCCAUGCGGGUUGUAAAUAGACUUAUCUUCCUCCCUGCCAGAGGCCAGACCAUGGCUCACUGGCCUUCUGCAACCUGAGGAUGAUGGUACGGCCAGAGGACAAGGCCUCAGCAGGCCCCACCGAUGGGGAGAGAGGACAUGGGGGGUGUGGCAGAUCCCAGAGCUGGAUGCCCAGGAUGCAAAAGCCCUUCUGGAGCUGUGGCCACCAGGGAAAGGUAGCUGCAGGCUCCAGUUCUGCUCCUCGGGUGACAUCAAGGCCAUCUUCUGUGCAAUUCUCCUGGACUUCCCUCAUGGUCAUCCAGUGGCUGCCCCAGACCCAAGCACAUGUGUGCAUUCCAGGCAGGAGGAAGGCAGAAAGGAGGCACCAGUUGCACUGUUUUCUUUUACUAGGAAAAACAAAAGCCUUCACAAUUGCUUCAGAAUAUACGGAUAAGGCCCAGGUAGCAACAUUUUUAAAAGCUCACCUGGGAGUUAUACAGAGGUGAGAACCACUGCCUACAUCAAUCAUUAUCCAUCUUCUAUGGCUGGGCCUAUUAAUGCCCUGAAUAAAGCUGGAGUUCUGCAAGGAACAGGGAAUAGAUCUGGAUAAAGCAACUAACAGGUAUACCACAGUUUCCUCCUCAGGGAGGCUUUCUCUUUGUAGUUAGAGAGAUGGCUGGCCCCAGCUCAGGGCCACAUCUCGCCAGCUUAGCAACCUCAGUGUAAAAAGAGGUCUCUUUCCAAAGAGCUCCAGCAAAAAUCCUGUGGAAGAUUUCCAUUGGCUGAGCUUGGUGCACGUGCCCAUCUCUGAACCAAUCACAGUGGUCAGAGAACACUGUCAAUCCUAUUGGCUAGGUCAGGUCAUGGACCCACCCCUAGAGCUUGACGGAGAGUUAGUCACCCACAGGACCUAGAGUAGAGAGUGGAGUAGAGAAGAGAGUUUUCUAAAGGAUAUUUGAGGUGUGGAACCCAAAAUAAGGGCAAUGGAUGCUAGGCAGGCACAAAUCCUCUUCAAGCUGAACUUUGCCUCCAUUCCCCCAGAGUUUCCUGGUCAUAGGACAUGAUCCCAGACAGGUCCUUGUGUUGAGGACAGGACCUUCACCAGGGGAAAUCAACACCUACCAGAUCCUGAAACUUCCUGGAGGUGUGUCUCUGGAGUCCUCUAACCUCUGCAUGUCAGACCUGCCCCAUCUCCUGGCCUUCCUAUCAGCCAGCAGGGAUGUUUUGCCCAGAACACUGCUCUUGCCCCCUCCCACUCUAGGGCCUGGAGACCAAAACACAGAUCCUCUGCAGAUUGGCAGCAUCCAACUCAACACCUCAGGGAGGGUGUUCUUUGUGGUGAACAAGCUCUACCUGGAGACCCACAGAGGGUGGGAGAUGGAGCAGACGCCCCCAGAGACAACUCCAGAGACUGCCGAGAGACAUGGUCCAGCCCCCAGGACCCCAGCCCCUCACCAGGUCUCCUGGGUGGAAGGCCCACUCAGCCCAGAAGUACACCAUCCUAGGCCAGCUCUGGCCAGCCUGGUGGAAGAGAAGAAGGAGGAUGACUACAAAGAUGAAGAAGAGGGAGCUGAGGAUGCGCUCACGCGUCACAUCCGGGCUCUAGCCAGGGCCCGGGGCAGCUACGUGGCCAGGCAGUUCCGGGGCUUUCGGGUGCGCCUCACCUCAGAGGCUGAAGGUCCCCACAGGCCUGGGGACCCGGCCACAGAGCUGCUUCAGGAUAUGCGGCACCUCCUUGCUGACCUCCAAGAUCACUUAGCAAAGGACCCCGAUGUCAGGGCUGUCUUUGAGAGCAGGGCUCCCGGGGCCUCCCAGAAGGACGAGGAUCUAGGCCCCGCGGUGGAGGCGGCCCUGUGCCGGGCGGUGCUGGCGCCUCUGAAGCCGGCCCUGUGGACCCGACUCCGCACGCUCCGCGCCCCAGCUCUGCGGCAACUGCGGCGGCGACAGAUAGCCCUGCGGGCGGAGGCGGGGCCUCCGGGAGCUCAGGGGGCGGGGCAUGAGAGGCGGGGCCCCGUCCCCGCCCUGCGAAGCCGCAUCCACGCGCGCCUGGCGCGCCUCCACUCAGCCUGCGCCCCACGCCGCAAGGUGUCGCUCCUGCUGGCGGUGUGCAGUGACGUCUACGAGGGCCUGGCUCGGGACGAAAACCAAGAGCCCCUGGGGGCCGACGCCUUCCUGCCAGCGCUAACAGAGGAACUAAUCUGGAGUCCGGACAUUGGGGAGACUCAGCUUGACGUGGAGUUUCUCAUGGAGCUCUUGGAUCCGGACGAGCUACGAGGAGAGGCCGGGUACUACCUGACCACGUGGUUUGGGGCCCUGUACCACAUUGCCCACUACCAGCCCGACACGGGCCGCGCGCCCCAGGGGCUCAGCUCUGAGGCCCGGGCCUCCCUACGCCAGUGGCACCGCAGGCGGACGCUGCAUAGACAGAGCCCCACCGAAGCCCAGGCCAAGCUGCCCUUUGAGGAACCAUGGGCAAUAGAGAUUGUGCAAGAGGCCAGUGAUGAUUAGAGUCUCAGACCCUUCUGCUCCGCAAGCAAGAUUCGGGAGGCACCUAGGGCAGCACCAACUUCUGACCCCUGUAGUUUAGACUAGAGGCAGCAAGAAGGAGGGGCUCCCAGGAAAAGGAAACGGGUAUGAGGGAAGACCUCUGAGCCUUUGCAUUGGCUGUCCCUGCUUCCUGGAAUGCCAUUCCCGGAUAUCCACACUGCUCCUUCCCUCCCUUCCUUCAGAUCUUUAGGCAGAUGUCACCUUCUCAGUGAGGCUCUCUUCCAGACACCCCUGUCUAAAACCACAGCUUCUCUGGCUUGCCCUUUCUGUGGUAAACAGAAUAAUGCCCCCCCAAGAUGUUCACCCCCUAAUCUCCAUACUCUGUGAAUAUGUUACCUUAGUGGUAAAAGGGACUUUACAGAUGUGAUUAAAUUAAGGAUCUUGGACUUCUCUGGUGGUCCAGGGGUUAAGACUCUGCGCUUCCACUGUGGGGGCUGGGGGUUCGAUCCCUGGUGGGGGAAGUUCCGCAUACGGUGGGGUGCGGCCAAAAAAAAAAAAAAAUUAAGGGUCUUGUGAUGGGAAGAUUACCCUGGAUUCAGGUGGGCCCGAUGUAAUCCCCAGGGUCCUUAUUAGAGGGAGGCAGUGGGGUCAGAUUCAGAGGAAGAGAUGUGAUGAUGCAAGCAGAGGUCGGAGUGAUGUGUCCAGGAGCCAAACAAUGUAGGCAUCCUCUAGAAGCUGAAAAAGACAAGGAAUGGAUUUCCCCCUGGAACCUCCAAAAGGAACUCAGCUUUCGAUUUUGUUUUUUUUUAAUUAAAGUAUAGUUAAUUUACAAUGUUGUGUUAGUUUCAAGUGUACAGCAAAGUGAUUCAGUUAUGUAUAUAUAUAUAUUCUUUUUCAGAUUCCUUUCCAUUAUAGGUUAUUACAAAAUAUUGAGUAUAGUUCCCUGUGCUAUACAGUAGGUCCUUGUUGUUUACCUAUUUUAUAUAUAGUAGUGUAUAUAUAUUAAUCCCAAACUCCUAAUUUAUCUCUCCCUCCCUCCCUACCUCUGCUAUCCCUUUUGGUAACCAUUAGUUUGUUUUCUAUGUCUGUGAGUCUCUUUCUGUUUUGUAAAUAAGUUUAUUUGUAUCUUUUUGGGGGGAAGGGAUUCCACAUAUAAGUGAUACCACAUGACAUUUGUCUUUCUCUGUCUGACUUACUUCACUUAAUAUGAUAAUCUCUAGGUCCACUCAAGUUCAGCCUUUGAUUUUAGACCCUAAGACACAUUUUGGACAUCUGACCUUUAGAACUGCAACAGAUUGGAGUGAUGUGGCCACAAGCCAAGGAACACUUUCCAGAAGCUGGAAGAGGCAAGGAACGGAGCCUGCAGAACAAGUGUGGCCCAGCUGACACCUUGAUUUCAGCCCAGUGAUACUGAUGUUUAAUUUCUGGCCUCCGGAACUGGAGGAGAAUAAAUUUCUGUUGUUUUAAGCCA
Lagenorhynchus albirostris (white-beaked dolphin) is the source of this 5205-nucleotide messenger RNA. It is a transcript of the gene RINL, whose product is annotated as Ras and Rab interactor like. The coding region runs from base 2421 to 3755 and encodes 444 amino acids. The record is from RefSeq and is a predicted model, not a curated record. Lineage: Eukaryota; Metazoa; Chordata; Mammalia; Artiodactyla; Delphinidae. Gene Ontology annotation, biological process: vesicle-mediated transport. Gene Ontology annotation, cellular component: cytosol; endocytic vesicle. Gene Ontology annotation, molecular function: small GTPase binding; guanyl-nucleotide exchange factor activity. The transcript has 12 exons.